GGAUGCGUCCGCGCAUGCGUUUUGGUGAUGCUGCCCCGACGGCGGCCUGGUGCUUCUCCUUGACCGGUGUUGCUGGAGAUGGAGGUGCAUUGAAGCCUUGGCAAGUAACGGUCAUUCGGCGAGAGUCGUGACAGUCUCGCAAGCAGCAAGGAUUUGGUCGGGGCGUUUUGUCUGCCACAGUGAUGGAGGCGCUUAUUCCGGUCAUUAACAAGCUGCAGGAAGUGUUUAACACGGUGGGAGCGGAUAUCAUCCAACUGCCGCAGAUCGUGGUGGUGGGGACACAGAGCAGUGGAAAAAGCUCUGUGCUGGAGAGUCUGGUAGGAAGGGACUUACUUCCCAGAGGUACUGGCAUUGUGACACGAAGACCUUUGGUUCUGCAGCUAGUGAAUAUUUCUCCCGAGGAACAGCGGAAAGCAAAGGGUGAUGAUGAUGAAACAGCCGCAUGGAAAAAUUACGGCCAGCCUUACAAAGGAAUAGAUGCAGAAGAAUGGGGAAAAUUUCUUCACACAAAAAAUAAGAUCUACACAGAUUUUGAUGAAAUUAGACAAGAAAUAGAAGAUGAAACGGAAAGAGUUUCCGGUGGCAAUAAGGGAAUUAGUGAUGAGCCAAUUCACCUCCGAAUCUUCUCACCACAUGUUGUUAACCUUACUCUUGUCGACCUUCCUGGAAUAACAAAAGUGCCCGUGGGUGAUCAGCCUCGAGAUAUUGAACUGCAGAUAAAAGAUCUCAUACUACGGUACAUCAGCAACCCAAACUCGAUUAUUUUAUCUGUUACUGCUGCCAAUACUGACAUGGCAACAUCAGAAUCACUUAAAAUUGCCAGAGAAGCUGAUCCAGAAGGGCGACGGACACUUGCUGUUAUCACAAAAUUAGAUCUUAUGGAUGCUGGCACUGAUGCUAUGGAUGUGCUUAUGGGAAGAGUUAUCCCAGUCAAGCUGGGUAUCAUUGGGAUUGUCAACAGGAGUCAACUGGAUAUCAACAAUAAGAAAUCUGUGGCAGAUGCUUUAAAGGAUGAAUAUGCAUUUCUACAAAAGAAAUAUCCCUCACUUGCUAACAGAAAUGGAACCAAAUAUCUAGCUAAAACUUUGAACAGAUUGCUAAUGCAUCAUAUCAGAGAUUGCUUGCCAGAGCUGAAAACUAGGAUAAACGUAUUGGCAGCUCAGUAUCAGUCUUUACUGAACAGUUAUGGUGAACCAGUCGAGGACAAAAGUGCCACUCUUUUGCAGCUUAUUACCAAGUUUGCAGCUGAGUAUUGCCAGACAAUUGAGGGAACAGCAAAAUACAUUGAAACUUCAGAACUUUGUGGUGGAGCAAGAAUAUGCUACAUUUUUCAUGAAACGUUUGGACGUACUUUGGAAUCUGUAGAUGCACUGGGUGGACUCAAUACUAUUGACAUUCUCACUGCAAUCAGAAAUGCUACUGGUCCACGCCCAGCACUUUUUGUUCCUGAAAUCUCUUUUGAGUUGUUAGUGAAGCGACAGAUUAAACGUCUGGAGGAACCAAGCUUGCGGUGUGUUGAACUGGUCCAUGAAGAAAUGCAAAGGAUUAUACAGCACUGCAGCACAUACAGCACACAGGAAUUGCUCCGUUUUCCAAAACUCCAUGAUGCCAUUGUAGAAGUUGUGACAUCAUUGUUGCGCAGGAGAUUGCCUGUUACCAAUGAUAUGGUCCACAAUUUAGUAGCCAUUGAGCUUGCAUACAUCAAUACAAAGCACCCUGACUUUGCAGAUGCCUGUGGGGUUUUGAAUAGUAACAUAGAGGAACAAAGACGUAACCGAUUAGCAAGGGAACCACCGGCAGCUCUGUCUCGAGAAAAGCCUUCUAAAGUUUUAAGUGCUAUAUCAGCUCCUUCCCAGGAGUCGUCUUCUGCUGAGCUGGAGGGAAAGCCUUUAAAUAAGGAAGUUCAAAUACAGAAUGGGAAUCAGGAUGGAGCAUCAGCUGGAAACUGGAGAGGGAUGUUGAAAGGCUCAUCCACAUCAAAGCCAGAUGAAGGAUCAUCUGAAGAAAAGCCAAAGCAGCCUGCUGCGGGCAGUCCUCACAAGGGACCAUCUGUAAAUUUCCUUGAUGUGCGUGUUCCUGUUUCACGUAAACUUUCAGCACGGGAGCAACGAGAUUGUGAAGUGAUUGAAAGAUUGAUUAAAUCCUACUUUUUGAUUGUGAGAAAAAAUAUCCAGGACAGUGUGCCAAAAGCUGUAAUGAAUUUCCUAGUUAAUUAUGUAAAAGACAAUCUUCAAAGUGAACUUGUUGGUCAACUGUACAAGUCAAUGCUGUUAGAAGACCUUCUUACUGAAUCUGAGGACAUGGCCCAGCGCCGGAAGGAAGCUGCAGACAUGCUGAAGGCCUUGCAACGAGCCAGUCAGGUUAUUGCAGAAAUACGAGAAACACAUCUGUGGUGAGACCUACUGCCACAUAUCCUAAAGUUUGCCUAAGAGGACACGGCAAUUACUUGAAUGUUGCUGAAUUGAAAAAUGCACUGUUUAUUUGCUUAACUUGUUUUAAAAAAAUAUAUAUUUAUGAACUGUUGGUUCUGGUACUGAAGGAACUAUAGAAACUCAAUGCCAUAAAUUUUUUUUUGUAGUUGUUCCUGUUGUGUAAUAUUGGCUCAUAGUUUUUGUGGUGAUAGAAAACAUUGUAAGUUUAACUUGGAAAAUAGAAACCUUUGGAAUCUUGUGCCUCCAAUCCUCUCAUGUUUCCUUGUUAUGUAGGUAGUGAUUUCCUAAUAAGUUUUAUAUCGUCUCAAAAAUACUUAAAACAACUACUCAUUUGCCCAUGAAACACUUAAAAAUUUCCACUUUACUUUCAGAAUAGUCUGUUUAGAGAUUGAAAUAAUUUUUAACUUUUACCCUGUUGUUGAGAGCAAAGGACCAAAUUCCACCUUUAUGAACAUUUCUUCCUGAUUUACAAACCUGCAGACCUAGCAAAUUCUAACAUCUUUCCCAUUACGUUCCUGAAGUGGGAGAAAUGGAUCCUCUGGAAUGAGAGCUGAUGCUGGGACCAGGUCAUAAGCAGCAGACCAUCACAGCAAGAGUUGGAGGGAGCAACCAGCAGAAAAGGUUGAUUAUGAGAAGUCCAGGACAGAGGGAGAAGGCUAGUUGUAAAUAAAUUAGGAGCUCCCCUUUUGUUAUUUAUCUUAGUUCGGUUAGAUCUGAAGACUGAAUCAGGGACAAGUGGAACAGUUAUGCCUUAGUAAAAAUAUUAGAGUAAUGAAGUGUUAUCAAUGAGAAUGCAGUCAUGACACUGAGAUUAUAAACUAAGCCCAAAUUUGAUCUAGUGAGUUUUGCGUAAGCUAAUUGUGUGAUAAUUGUGUAAUUGUAUGCUGCUCCCCAAAUCAAGCGAUAUGUAACUUACUGACUUUUUUUGUAGCUGGUUUACUGUUGUCAAGCUUCCAUUAUUUUGGGUGAUGCAGUGUAAAUUUGUUGAUACAGAAAUACAUCAGGUUUCUCACCAAUGUCAUCACAGUCAUAAAAGUCACUUCGCAUAAUACAUCCUACACUAAUGUAAUUUUUAUAUUACUUUUGUAACUUAACAUUCAACAGAGAUUAAUUCAGAUCCAAUGUACUUUAAGGAAACAAUACUUGGAAAUCAGGAGAAGGUAUUUCAUUCAAUUCAACUGCUCAAAAUGAAUAAAGUAAAUGUGUUAAUACAGAUAUCAAGAGUCAUGAAUCAACCAAGGUUGCUUCCAGGCUCCAGAGGUGUCCGAUAUUUCUUGUUCCUAAUGGCUUUUUGAUUAGUAGUAUCUCAAGAACUUUCAAUUGCUUCAUUGUUGCCAACACCCAAUGCAUGAUCUUUGCUGCUGUUUUUCUUGGUAUUGGAGUAAGACAUCCAUCAGUAAUGCACAGAAUAACUAUUAUACAGUCACUGAAACAGUUUGUAAGAAGUUGAUGAUGAGAGGCUGAGAAACUGGUGCAAACAUCAGUAUGAACUAGAAUCUAUUCAGGAUUAUUAAUGUUGAAGCCAUCUAAUCUUGGUGCAAGAGACUGAAAGGUAAUGCAGUUAUGCAUGAUAUUUGUCCUUUGGGGAAAAACUGGAGGAGCUUGACCUAGUUGACUGUUACCAUGUAACUUACUCUCAGUUCUUUUUGGGUAUGAAAGAUUCAAAUGUGGAAAAACCAAAAUUUUAAAAAUCAGAAUCAGGUUUAUUAUCACUGGCAUGUGACGUGAAAUUUGUUAACUUAGAAGCAGCAGUUCAAUGCAAUACAUAAUCUAGCAGAGAGAAAAAAAUAAUAACUAAAUAAAAUAAAACAAUAAAUAAGUAAAUCAAUUACUUAUAUAGAAUAGAUUAUUUUAAAAAUGUGCAAAAACAAGUACUGUAUAUUUAAAAAAAGUGAGGUAGUGUCCAAAGCUUCAAUGUCCAUUUAGGAAUCGGAUGGCAGAGUGUUCCUGAGUGUGUGCCUUCAGACUUCUGAACGUCCUACCUAAGGGUAACAGUGAGAAAAGGGCUGGAGGUCUUUAAUAAUGGAUGCUGCCUUUCUGAGACACUGCUCCCUGAAGAUGUCCUGGGUACUUUGAAGGCUAGUGCCCAAGAUGGAGCUGACUAGAUUUACAACCUUCUGCAGCUUCUUUCAGUCCUGUGCAGUAGCCCCUCCAUACCAGACAGUGAUGCAGCCUGUCAGAAUGCUCUCCACGGUACAACUAUAGAAGUUUUUGAGUGUAUUUGUUGACAUGCCAAAUCUCUUCAAACUUCUUUUUAAAGAAAAAGUAUAGCCGCUGUCUUGCCGCCUUUAUGACUACUUCAGUAUGUUGGGACCAGGUUAGAUCCUCAGUGAUCUUGACACCCAGGAACUUGAAGCUGCUCACUCUCUCUACUUCUGAUCCCCCUGAAGAUUGGUAUGUGUUCCUUCGUCUUACCCUUCCUGAAACUCUUUCGUCUUACUGAUGUUGAGUACUAGGUUGUUGCUGCAACACAAACACCUAUGGCAGGAUGCUGUUCAUCAAUUAUAGCUCAGCAGUUAAUACCAUCAUUCCCACAGUGGUUAACUUAAAGUUGCAGUUUUCUGAAAAAUGUCUCCAUGGGUUUGAAGAUCAGUUAAAAUUAGUCCUAUUAGGUUCUCAUUAGAACUAGUGAGUAUUACUAAAGUAAUGUGAUUAUUAUCAUAAUAGAUGUCAAACAGAAAAAUAAUUUCAGUAGUGACCUGAAUUUAAAACUGCAAAUACUUAAAAUAAUAAUUGUUGAGAGAAUUGUCUUCAGAAGCAUUGUUUUCUUUACCUAUAUAUGGGGUAGUCAAAUGCUUCUCUCUCAAAGAUCAGAAUCGGGUUUAAUAAUACUGUACUGGCAUAUUUAGUGAAAUUUGUUAAAUUUUUCUAUGCAUUUCUACAACAGAACUACAGGAAAAAAAAACAUCAACAAAAUGGAGAUUUAUACAGUGCAAAACAAACAAGUCCAAUAUAUAAUUCAUAACAAUAAAAAAACACCCAAAAUAAAAUCAUGUAAGAUUAGUAUCCACCCCAACCUCCCAUGAAAUUUGUUAACUUUGCAGCUGCAGUUACAAUGCAAUACAUGACAAAUAGAAAUACUUAAUGAGUGAGUCAUUGUAUAUGUAUAUUAAUAGUUAAGUUUAUUUGUUUUUUGCACUACUUAUUUUAAAGUAAUAGUGAGGUAGUGUUCACGGGUUCAACGUCCAUUCAGAUAUCGGGUGGCAGAGGGGAAGAAGCUGAGUGUGUGCCUUCACACUUCUGUACCUGCUUCCUGACGGUGACAAUGAGAAGAGGGUGAUGGGGUCACCUUCCUGAGCAACCACACCUUGAGGCUUGUACCCAUGAUGGAGCUGGCUAAUUUUACAACUUUCUGCAACUUCCUUUCAUCUUGUGUAGUUGCCUCCCCCACUCCCCCAUACCAGACAGUGAUGCAGCCAGUCAGAAUGCUCUCCAUGGUACAUCUGUAGAAGUUCGAAUGUUUUAGUUGACAAACCAAAUCUCUUCAAACUAAUGAAAUAUAGUCACUGUCUUGCUGCCUUUAUAGCUGCAUCAGUGAGUUGUGACCCAGGUUAGGCCCUCAGAGAUAUUGAUACCAAGGAACUUGAACUUGAAAAUCAUUUCAUUGUACAAUUAAGGUAUUAGUAACCUAAGGCAGUUUUAGUGUGCUGUCUUUAUCAUGAAAGCCAGUGAAAACUGAACCCCUUCACUAGUAAUGGUGAACAAUUGGUAUCAUAGAAACCAACUGUUCCUGCUGCUCAUUGUGUAAUUUUAAAGCACUGAGAUUGACAUUUCAUCUGUUCUCCUUUGUACCGAAUGUGUAGUAAUGCUCAGCUCCUUUGCCUUCAAUGUAAUUGAACUAAAGAACAGAAGUAAAAUAGUAAAUACUGUACAGUGCCACCUGGUCAAGGGGUGACUUUUAGCAUCCAUAUUAUAAACUAGCCAUUGUUAAAGUGAAAUUACCAUUAAUCCAAUUGCCUUUUUACCAUACAUAAUACCAAUUUUUAUCACAAAUUCAGGUGUACUGAAGUACAUUACCUCAAGGUGGCACCAUAUAUGCAACUGUAUCACAAGUGACAAGAAAUUUCACACCUGACUGGAAGAUAGAACUGAUUAUAGUAGUUCUACAGUUAAAACUUGCUCUCGAAGGGAAAAUUGUUUAUGUCAAGUGGGGGAAAAAAAAACAAGACUUCAAAGCAUACUUUGUUGCAGUAGAUAUUUAUAAAAUGAACAAUUAUAACACAAAAAAAAACUUCACAACUGAUUUUUGACCUGAUGUCAACAGAAAUAUUUUCAGUAUGGUUUUCUGGAUAAUCAGCAGUGCUGGGUGUAACUGGUAACUGAAACCAAUUGAAUUACCACAAUCAAAGAACUGAAACUGGGAUCUUCUUAUGCUUGUGAUUGUAUUGAGCAAAUUGUAUUUAACACAAAGAUUGUGGGAAUAAGGUAAUGCAUGGCUAUUAAGUGAAUACUAUUUGUAUUAAUUUAGUUCUCAUUUCUGUUCACUAGAUAAUUGUGUUCAUAGUAGAUCACUGUAAUAGUCUCAUCAUCAUCUUUGUGACUCUCAAGUCUGCCUUUUAAACUUGUCUGCUUGUAGGGUUUUGGUGGUAUAUCAAGGAGAGUUUCCUGUUGGCUUGCAGCAAGACUUACAUGGCUUGAAUGUGCUUCAUUUCAUUAACUUGUAUGUAAUACUGUAAAGCAUUGCAGAAGAAUGUUGACAAUGAAAAAUCUCAACUAACAAAUUUUAAAUAUUGGUGUUGCAUAUGUUGGGGAGUUUUGUUGUUUUUAUUUGUACUUUGAAUGGUAUAUGUACCCCACAACCACGCCAUUUAAUCAGUAACUUAAUUCAAAUCCUUGAUGUUUUUCAUUAAGGCACAUGAACAAAAUAAAUUUAAAUUGCCAUAAGUACAUACAGGAUGUUUUGUACAUUAGCUAUUUGUCUUGCAAUAAAUACAAUGCAUAAAGCAACUGCACAACUGGAUGCAAUCCUCAGUAUAAUCAA
Mobula hypostoma (lesser devil ray) is the source of this 7413-nucleotide messenger RNA. It is a transcript of the gene dnm1l, whose product is annotated as dynamin 1-like. Gene Ontology annotation, biological process: mitochondrial fragmentation involved in apoptotic process; mitochondrial fission. The transcript is spliced from 20 exons. The record is from RefSeq and is a predicted model, not a curated record. NCBI's taxonomy places the organism in Eukaryota, Metazoa, Chordata, Chondrichthyes, Myliobatiformes, Myliobatidae. The coding region runs from base 183 to 2396 and encodes 737 amino acids. Gene Ontology annotation, molecular function: microtubule binding; GTP binding; GTPase activity. Gene Ontology annotation, cellular component: membrane; microtubule; mitochondrion.